AUGUCAGACUCUCGUGAUGCAAUGCAGAAUGAAACGUUCAAUCAGACUGUUGGAAAUUUAAGAACACUUUGUGAAGAAAGUGAAGAGAAAAAAAAGAAGAUCACUGGGGAGUUGCUAAACAUUAAAGAUAAAUAUUCAUUGAAGCUUUCAGCGGAAGUGAAGGUUGUUAAUGACUCUGUCCAUGGUCACAUUGAGCUUCACCCGCUGCUGGUUAAGAUCAUUGACACUCCUCAGUUUCAGAGACUCAGACACAUCAAACAGCUGGGAGGAGCAUACUGGGUCUUCCCUGGGGCCUCACAUAACCGCUUUGAACACUCAAUUGGUGUGGCGUAUUUAGCAGGAUGUCUGGUCAAGAGUCUGCAAGAGAAACAGCCAGAGUUGAAUAUUACCAAUCGAGACAUUCUCUGUGUCACAAUUGCUGGUCUGUGCCAUGAUUUAGGUCACGGUCCAUUUUCUCAUUUGUUUGAUAAGAAGUUCAUUCCUGCAGUCCAGCCUGAUCCCAAAUGGAAGCAUGAAGAAGCUUCAGUUAAAAUGUUUGACCACAUGGUUAAUGAGAAUAAUCUAAAACCGCUAAUGGCAUCAUAUGGACUGGACAUGGAAAAUGAUUGUACCUUUAUUGCUGAAUUAAUCAAAGGCUUGGAUACUAAAGUAAAAAAGUGGCCUGCAAAGUGUGGCAGGACUGAGGACAAGGCUUUUCUGUAUGAGAUUGUGGCAAAUAAACGGAACAGCAUCGACGUUGACAAAUGGGACUAUUUUGCUCGAGACUGUCAUUACCUUGGCAUUUCAAAGAACUUUGACCAUCAACGGCUGCUGAAGUUUGCUCGAGUGUGUGAAGUGGAAAUAAAGGAUAGCUCCAAUAAUGCUGAAAAACCAAAGAGGCUAUCCAUCUGCUACAGGGACAAGGAGAAAAAUAAUAUUUAUGACAUGUUUCGCACCAGAUACACACUGCAUCGUCAGGCCUACCAGCACAAGACUGUCAAUAUUAUUGAAACCAUGAUUACAGAAGCCCUAGUAAAAGCUGAUAGUCAUUUCAAGAUCUCUAAAGCAAAAGACAACAUGGAAGAUUACAUAAAACUCACAGAUAGCAUUUUUGAAAAAAUUGUGUACCCUGAUUGUAUAAUGGACACAAAUCUUGAGGAUGCCAGAGAAAAGGUGAAUAACAUUCUCAAAAGGGACCUGCCAAAGUUUCUGGGAGAGACUAAACUGGACAAUAGAGACUUUUCAGAGGUAUCUGACAGUAUACAGCUAAAAUAA
This is a messenger RNA of Carassius gibelio (silver crucian carp), 1254 nucleotides long. RefSeq names its product deoxynucleoside triphosphate triphosphohydrolase SAMHD1-like. Gene Ontology annotation, cellular component: nucleus. Bases 1 to 1254 code for a protein of 417 amino acids. Gene Ontology annotation, molecular function: dGTPase activity. NCBI's taxonomy places the organism in Eukaryota, Metazoa, Chordata, Actinopteri, Cypriniformes, Cyprinidae. Gene Ontology annotation, biological process: defense response to virus; regulation of innate immune response; dGTP catabolic process. The record is from RefSeq and is a predicted model, not a curated record. The transcript has 12 exons.